CCAUAUAUACAAGUCUUUCAAGAGGUUUUCCUGAUUGAUGAAGGAUAUGGGAAAGGAGUUAGCCACCAGGCUGCAGCUUGGUGUAACUUCAGUAGUAUUAUUGCUUCUUAUCUUCUUCCUUUAUGCUGCUUUUUUCUCAUCGGAUGUUACCCGGCCAUUUGAUUCAUGGAAGCAGAAGCUCAGCAGCAGAAAGGUCAACAAAGGCUUAGAAGUUGCAGAGCCUCUUCUAAGAAGAUUAGUAAGAGGAGAAAAUCGAAUUCAGCUUAAAACCACUGGAUUUUCAUGCUAUUCUGACCUUCACUCUGAAGUUUGUGUCACAAACAAACCACUGAUCAUAGUCGAUAACAAUGUAUUAACUGCUUACCUACAGUCCUCUCACGUCCAAGUUAAACACAUGGUUCGGCCAUAUCCAAGGAAAGAGGAUGAGACGGCCAUGAAAAGAGUCUCGCCGGUGCAAAUACUUUCUGGAAAUGCUACAACGCCAGACUGUGAUUUCAGCCAUGAUGUCCCAGCUGUCGUCUUCUCCUCCGGUGGCUUCACAGGAAACCUAUUUCAUGAGUUCAACGAGCUCAUCAUCCCCUUAUUCAUCACCUGCCACCACUUCCGAUCUCACCUACAAUUUGUCAUCACCGAUUUGAAGCCUUGGUGGGUCAGAAAAUACAGUCGGAUUCUCAACUACUUGUCUCGUUUCGAGGUCAUAAAUCCUGCAAAAGAUGGACGUGUUCACUGCUUUUCGGGGGGAGUUAUAGGCCUCAAGUACCACGACAAUCUCGCCUUAAAUUCUACAGAUAUACCUGGAGGAUACUCCAUGUUUGACUUCAAGCACUUCCUCAGAGAAUCAUAUAACUUGAAGAUAAAGAAUGUUUCAGACAUAACAAACGGUACAAAGCCAGUGUUAGUUCUUAUAUCUCGUCGGAAAACAAGAACGUUUCUGAAUGAAGAUGACAUGGUAGGCAUUAUGGAGGAACUGGGUUUUCGAGUUGUCGUGGCAACGCCUAAUAGGAUGUCGAAUUUGGAAAAGUUUUCUGCGGUGAUCAACUCGUGCAGUGUCAUUGUCGGAGCCCAUGGCGCCGGCCUUGCAAACGCCAUGUUCUUGCCUGCCGGGGCGGUUGUGGUGCAGGUGGUGCCAUUGGGGCUGGAUUGGGCAUCAACCAACUACUAUGGUGGACCGGCAGCCGAGAUGGGGCUGCAUUAUGUGGAAUACAAGAUUGAGGCAGAGGAGAGUUCUCUUUUCGACAUGUAUGGUCCUCAACACCCAGUCAUUGCUGAUCCCAUGUCUAUAUUCUUGCAGGGCUACAAUGCUACAAGAGCUGUGUAUGUUGACGGGCAGAACAUGAAGAUAAACUUGGUGAGGUUUAGGGAGACCCUUAUGAAGGCAAUGAAAUUUCUUGGACACUAAGCUGUUUUGACUGAAGAUAUCUUAUGUAGUUUUUUCGACAGCACCAAAAUCAAAUUUGAAAAUUACAGCUCUGGGGUCAGUUGUCAUUAUCAUGUGAAUAAGUUGAGUUAGAAAAGAAAAAUAAAAAAUUCAGUCAUGUAUUUCACCCA
Molecule: messenger RNA, 1548 nt
Organism: Alnus glutinosa
Lineage: Eukaryota; Viridiplantae; Streptophyta; Magnoliopsida; Fagales; Betulaceae
Product: alpha-1,3-arabinosyltransferase XAT3-like
Exons: 3
Coding region: 38-1399 (453 amino acids)
Molecular function (GO): glycosyltransferase activity
Source: RefSeq, a predicted model, not a curated record